UCCGGUUAGAGGCCAUUUGCUGUCACCUGAUUGCAUUGCAGCCGCUUGCAGCGUCCUGCAAGCGAAGAAGUGUGACAUUUAUUCGGCACUUCGGGUCGCUUGGAGGCGAGCUCGGACUUGUAGAAAAAAGCACACUUCUACACUCUUGCGUCGAGCCGCCCAACCAUUAGCGCCCGCGAAAUCGGCGAUAUGUUCAGCUGGUCCACAGCGGCGUUCGACAAGCUGUUGGACAAGGCGACUAGCCAUCUGCUGUUGGAACCUGACUGGCCUUCUAUCAUCCAGAUCUGCGACUGCAUUCGUCAGGGUGACGUGCAACCUAAGUACGCUGUUAGUGCAAUCAAGAAAAGACUUUACACCCGAAACCCACACGUGACGCUAUUUGCCCUGCAGGUUCUAGAGUCCUGUGUCAAGAACUGUGGGGCUCUCGUUCACAAUGAAAUCGCUACCAAGCCUUUCAUGGAAGAGCUGAGAGAUCUUGUAAAGGCAAACACCAACGAGGCUGUGCGUGACAAGGUGCUGGAGCUGGUUCAGGCCUGGGCCCACGCGUUUCGCAACGAUCCCAACUACAGGGCUGUGCAGGACACGUUGAACCUGAUGAAAAUGGAAGGGUACAAGUUCCCGUACUUGAAAGAGAGCGAUGCCAUGUUCCUGGCUGACCAGGCGCCAGAGUGGGCUGAUGGUGACUGCUGUCAUCGGUGCCGCGUUCAGUUCUCACUUGUCCAGAGAAAGCACCACUGCCGCAACUGUGGCCAGAUCUUCUGCCAGAAGUGUUCCUCGCAAAACGCGCCCAUCCCUCGGUUCGGCAUCGAGAAAGAAGUGCGCGUCUGCGAGGCCUGCUUUGAGAAGCUGUCUGCCGCAAGCAAGAAUCAGCCAGCUAAGGUAUCCCAAAAAGGAAGCGGUUCCGAGCAGUCCUCGCCGAGCCAGACCUCCUCCGCGCCUGCCGGUGGCAAAUCUGAGCAGGAAUUGCAGGAGGAGGAAGAGCUCCAGCUGGCGCUGGCACUCUCCAAGAGUGAAGUGGAAACCAACCAGCGUUCCACUCGGAGGUCAUGGCAACCUCCCAGCACUGGGCAGAAUACGACCACGACCAAUGCGGGAAGCCCUCCUCUGUCUGCUACCGACGCUGGUGACAAAGCUGCAGACAAGACACGGCGCAAGGACCUGGCAGAUGGGGACCCCGAAUUGGCUCGCUAUCUCAACCGUGCUUACUGGGAGCAGCGGCAGCAACAGCAGCAGCAACAGGACACCAACGCCGUUGAUGGGCUGCCGUCGCGACAGAGCCCGAUUCCCAGUGCACCAACCUCUGCGGGAUCACCGUACACUGUUCCACCUAAGAAUGCAGAGAAAGUGGACGGCAUUAUUGGUGAGGCAGACUCCCAGCUCGAAGAGUUUGUCGCCCAGCUGCGCUCGACGCUGGAGGUGUUCGUCAACCGGCUGCAGAGCAACGCGGCACGCGGAAGGCACGUGGCCAACGACUCCUACGUGCAGAGCCUGUUCAUGAGCGUCAGCAACAUGCACUCGCAGCUGCUGCACCACCUUCAGCAGCAGGAGGAUUUCCGCGAGUACUAUGAAGGCCUGCAGGACAAGCUGGCCCAGAUCAGAGACGCCCGUGCGGCCCUCGAUGCGCUGAGGGACGAGCAUCGCGAUCAACUGCGCCGGGAGGCAGAUGAAGCGGAGAGGCAGCGGCAGAUCCAGAUGGCCCAAAAGCUGCACAUCAUGAGGCAGAAGAAACAAGAGUACCUGCAGUACCAGCAUCAACUUGCGCUCCAGCGGAUGCAAGAGCAGGAACGGGAGCUGCAGAUGCGGCACGAGCUGCAGAAACAGUACCACCACAGCGGUGCCGGAUUCCCGAACCAGCCGCCCGGAUUACCACCACCACCACAGGGCAUGCCACCGCACUCAAUGCCUCCACAGCAGCCUCCACCGGUCAACAUGGGGGCACCGCAAGACCACUCCCAGAUGCACCUGCCACCACAACUCCAGGGCGGGCCCAUGCCGCCAGCGCCACCGGGUCAGAUGAUGUCACCGCGAGGCCAUACAAUUCAACAGGGAAUGCCUCCGCAAGGACAUCCCAUUCCACCACAAGGACAACAGCACGUAAUGACGACGCAAGGACACACAAUCAUGCCUCCCCAGGGUCACUCUGUACCACCACCAGGAACGCCCGGGACGGCACCAGGGCAGCACUCGGUUCCACCACAGGGACACCAGAUGCCGCCACCGCAGGGACACCUCUCGAUGCACUCCCUGCCGCCCCACUCGGCACCAAUGCCAAUGCCCUCUCAAAUGCCACCCCAGCAGCAGGCGAGGCCUCCCAUGCACAUGCCCACAAUGCCGCCGGCCUACCGGUCCCCAACGCACCCGGCUGCCGGUGCACCAGGUAUGCCGUACAUGAUGGGGACGGCACCGCCACACGCCACCAUGAUGGUGCAGACCCAGUAUGGCCCCGUGAGCAUGCCCGCUCCCAUGGGGCUCCCCAUGGACUACCAGGCGUACAGCAUGCAGCAGGCGAUGCCGAUGGGCGUGCCCAUGAUGCAAAGCAUGCCGCACCAGGAAAACCCGGCGGCCUCUCCGCCGCAGCACCAUCGGCCGCCGACCAGCAACCCGUCUUUCGAGUCCGCCACGGGCGCACCAGCCGGAGCUCCUCCUGUGCAAGAGGCUGCCCUUAUAAGCUUCGACUGAGCUCUCUCUCUUUCGCUACGGGCCCGGAGUCUUCAACGAACUUGGUUGCUCUCGGUCAAGGUCGUCCUUUCCGUCAUCAGAACACUCGCCUGGCCCGCUUGAAGCCAGUGUACAGUCUUGGCAUUGUAGGAUGACUCUAUCACACGCUCAGCCUCGAGUUCUACCCACCUGAGAACUACCAAUGCUUUUUGUUCUUUGUCCUCUGCGAGGUGAUGCGAACAACUACUGGUCACGCUUUUUGUUUUUGUUGCUUUACUCUUCAGCAAAGUGGGAUGGUCAACUAACUUGGUCAGUGAUUGCACCAGUAGGAGGGGAGGAGGUUAGUGCAGGCAAAAACAAAUUGUCUCGAGGUGACCUUACAGCAGCUUUAUAUCAAAGCGAGGUAACAUGCAUAAACGAAAGACCAAUGUUUUUUAAUGCACUACCACUCGUUAAGACAGCAACCCCAGGACGUUAGUGCAGAGGCACGAAAUGUACGGGCUGCUCAGUUGCGGCGGGCGUGGGAGCGUCGAGGCGGUCCGAAUGCGGCGACUCAACUGACGUUGCUCUCCCGCUGGCACACGUUGCAGCAGGCUUGCCCGAACAGAACGUGCGGUACGUCUGCAGUGACACUUAAUCGGGGCUUUUCAUCAAGGCAGCGUGUUGAGCAGAGAUUUCCAAAAGUUUGUCCCUCGGCUGCAUUGCCAUUUUAGUUUCAGGCAGUCGACUUCAUUUUACAAGCACAUGCAAAGCGUUCGUCGCAUGUUAGUGACGACUGUGUGGGCUUUGCGAGGUGCCACUUUUAAUGCUUAAUACUUUUACGCGACGUCGAUUCCUUUAUUUGCCCUUUUUUUUUUCUUACAGGGGUAAACGAAAGUCAGAAUUGUAGACUUUAUUUAAUACAGUCAUGGUAAUAUUGAACGCAGUAUUGUACAUGCUGUAUAAAAGCUUGUGGGGGGCGGAAUUGCAGCAUUAAAACAGCGUGCACGUACUAUUUUUCAGCAGUCUCUACAAAACCACGGGGGAAGAAAAUCGUACGUCUGAUUAAUUACAUAUAAAAGUAUGGUCAGCCUUUCCAAGAGUGCAGCUUUUGCGAUGACCAAGUUGAGUACUGUAAUGCCCAAUUAUCAUGUUCUUGUCACUCUGAAGCACGGCUGGUCCUUUGUGGUUGUCAUCAUUUUUGUGUUUGUGUCUGAAGAGGCUAUAGUAGGUUUUUGAUGCUUGUGGAAACAUUCUAUACGUACGAAAAAGCAAUUAAGCGGCAUGAUGGCAAUGUUUUGUAAGUAUAGCGUGAGUGUAAACUGGAGCUGCUUUGUUUCCUGUGUACAUUGAUAUGGCUCUCAUAUUAAAGGCUUCUUUCUUUAUGCUAA
Messenger RNA from Dermacentor albipictus, 4028 nucleotides. It is a transcript of the gene Hrs, whose product is annotated as Hepatocyte growth factor regulated tyrosine kinase substrate. NCBI's taxonomy places the organism in Eukaryota, Metazoa, Arthropoda, Arachnida, Ixodida, Ixodidae. Gene Ontology annotation, cellular component: early endosome. Gene Ontology annotation, molecular function: ubiquitin binding; phosphatidylinositol binding; metal ion binding. Gene Ontology annotation, biological process: endocytic recycling; receptor internalization. The record is from RefSeq and is a predicted model, not a curated record.